Messenger RNA from Clonostachys byssicola, 4173 nucleotides. Lineage: Eukaryota; Fungi; Ascomycota; Sordariomycetes; Hypocreales; Bionectriaceae. The record is from the annotation of a GenBank genome assembly.
AUGGCUCCUAUCGGUGUCGUCACGAUCCUCGUCAGUGCCAUUCGAGUAGGCGGGCCACAGUGGCUCAAAGCUGUCAUCGGUCGAGGACGAGAGAAUACCGCUGAAGCGGAGAUGGAGUUGAUGUCAUCGACAUCAAAAGAGGUUUGCGAGCUCUUCAAUGGUUGGAGUUUCAUCCGGUGUCAAGGAACCGCCCCUGUUUGGGAAUAUAUUUGUAUUGUCCCUAAAAACGCCGAUCCCCGGAAGAAAAGGGCGUUGCAGUUCAUGACACUUGACGUUGCAGUCAACCGGGGCCUUUUAUCGAAACAUGGAAGAGGCAUACAACUCAAACCCAACGAACCGGGAAUUGUACGAGAUGAAACUACGGACCCCACUUCCACGCCCAACACAGGUAAUGCGACCGAUCGUACAUGGAGUGGCCUAAAUCGCUGGUUCGACCUUGGGACUCUUCGACGAGGACGACCGAAAGAUGCCAGAGAUGAGGAGAACCCAACAGUUACCCGCCCGGACGAUUCAACAGAUGGCAAAGCCGACAACAGACCCGGGGAUGAGAAGAACCAAACAGUUGAGAACCAGAAAGUUACCCGCUCGGGCGAUUCAACAGAUGGCAAAACCGAGACAACAGAAGAAUACAUCACCGUAAUCCGACAAAUCACUGACAACGCACCCAAUAUAACCCUCAAUCUACAAAAGAACAAUCUCCAAGAGACCAAUCGGAAAAAGACCAAUCUACUAAAGGCCUUUUGGCGUGGGUUGAAGAACCACUUUAGCCGUACGUUGAUCAAGUACGUUGCAGUGCUCGGGGUUUUGCUUCAAGCAGGAGUCCUGACCUUUUUCGGUUUUAUGAGCUACGACCCCAACCUUCAGCCUAAGUUCCAGAAAGACGGCAAGCCCGCCGCCUCUUAUGCCGUUAAACUAGCACUAAGCGGCACCAUCUCGUUGCUGAUUGGAGUGUUUCUCUGUGGGUUAGUCGUCGAAAGAAGCACAGAAGAGGAGGUUUAUAAAGCCAAGGAGGACCAUGAGAUCCGCGUUUACUGGAUUCAACAGAGCCAGACAGUCAGUGAUCAAGUCUUUGAAUCCUUUGCUAUAUUUCCGAAGCAAGAGCUCCGUCUUGAGAGCAUAACCAAGUCAACUCGGCAUCCAGAUUUUCACAACGCCUCAAAAGGCGGCAGGACGCCUACGAGUACAUUCGGUGUUCUUCGGACCCUGGCAGCUUCAUUGCUGUUGAAAAUUAUUCACCUUCUCUUCUGUAUCGGUGUUCCUGCGAGCAUCAGCAAGUCAAGUUGGUAUCAAUAUAUUGUCAAAGCCGCUAAAAACAUCAAGAUCAAAUUACAAGGGAUGACCAUUUUCGGUCUCAUUUUCGGUUUGUCUGGAUUCGUCAUCCAAUUCAUUGGUCUCAGAGCCAUGAAUUCGGCUGCGUCACUCACACAGCUGGGUGCCGUCGCCGUCAUGACCGCAUGUCGAGCAUUCGCCCGACCUGGGUACUCGAGUAGUUUUGAGAGAGAAAAGCUCCUCUCUGGAUUCGAACUCGACUGGUUAGCCUGGAAGCUGGUGACGGAGAAGAGAAAUGCUCCAACUGGUCAAGAAGGUGAACCACGAUCCAGUGAACAACCACGAUCCAGUGAACAACCACGAUCCAGUGAACAACCACGAUCCAGUGAACAACCACGAUCCAGUGAAACACCACGAUCCAGUGAACAACCACGGUCCAGUGAACAACCACGAUCCAAUGAGCAAUCAAAGUCUGACAAACCGAUUGCUGGAUCUUGGGCUGUGCUCAGUGACGAAGCGUUUAAGUACAAAGCUUUAGAGCCACUCACCAAAGAUGAUGGCAAAGAGACGGAAGCACACGAGCUACUAGUUGCACGUCGAGAGCUUUGCAAACUCGCCAAAUUUCAGGGUCAAACGUCGACAGAAGCCAUUAAUCUCGCCAUGGCAAUUGAGGCAGCUCUACACACUUUAUUUCCAGGAGGCCCUCCUACGUCGACUGCUGGGGAAUCUUCCAAAUCAGGCACAUGCCCUCCCGAAUCGACUGUUGAAUCUUCCAAGUCAGACAUACCAACUUCUAAACCGACUGCCAAGGGAUCUCCUAACCCAGACGCAUCACCCACUAAACUGACUGCUGGGGGAUCUCCCAACUCGAAGAUACCAGCUUCUAAACCGACUGCUAAGGGAUCUCCUAGCCCAGACGCAUCACCCUCUAAACUGACUGCUCUGGAAUCCUUCAAAUCAGGCGCAUCGCACAACCGAAAGCGCGAAGGCUUUCGUUGGCUGGUCAAUGUCACACACAGCGGCUCAGAUUUGACUAAUAAGCAAGAAACUCAAGAAGAAGUGUGGUUUGAUCUGAUAUACGCUGAUAAUUCCUGGCACGUGCUGGCAGACAGCCUUGAUGCAGCACUCUCACUGUGGGUUUACACACAGCAGCAGCCUGACAGAAUCAAGGAUAGAAACACCAACUGUGUGGGCAAAGAGAAUGACAAGUGGCUCCGUCGCAAAGUGCCACAGCCAUGUUUGAGAUUGAUUGAUCCGGGCAUUGAGCUCAAAGCACAACUUCUACAAGACCUGGAAUUGUGGGUACAAAACACCGAACCUCUAAUAGAGGUUGAAGAAUAUGCAGGCUUGAAGGAUGGACAGACACAGCCCACGAAUUCCAAAAAUUUCGACACGGCCAGAGUGGUUGGUUCAACCAGCAAAACGAAUACUCAAAUACGCCUCUUCCGGGUCUUGCGUCCAAGCGGGAAAACUCACACGACGACUCUUGCAAUCGAGUCGCGGGAUUCGCUCGAACACAUAUACGCCAAGGACCUCCUCUUCUCCUUCAUGUGCUCAGCUGCAAAGACACCUGGUGCAGCCAUCAAGGGUGGAGCUGAGUUGCAAACAACCGCUCCUCGCAACCGAGCCCCCAAAAAGCUUUGGCAUAAAGAGUUGACGAAACUGGCCGAAUCAUUUGGGUCGACAAGUUUUAAAACUAAUCAACAAGCGCUGAUCAGCAUCAUCGCGCCUCUUAGCCUGGGUGGGAUUCUGCCGUUUCCACACGCUUUGCUAGAAUCAAUAAGCAAUGAAGCUACAGAAUAUUGGCAAUCGGGAAAUGAAUUGGAUGCCUUUAACAUCUACCGUGGUCUUAUAAGACAAGUGGCCCCCUAUUCAGGGGGGAAUAACGGCGUUUAUGAGUCCACGUUAACAUUCUUAUUCGAAGUGCGAAAUGACUCCGCGUACCAAGCUCGUUCUCUGAUGACACGCGGCAAACCAGUGAAUCAACUCAUGCCCACUUUCGACACUCUCCUCCUUGCCGAUAUCGAAGACAGCAUGAAAAUGCAUAAUGUGAAUAAAGAAUUACUUUGCGAACUUGAACGGCUCUUCAAGAUGUCAAGGCGGCAGCUGAUUGCUGAUUUUUCAAGAUUCACUUGUCGAGGAGACAAGAAUUCUAAUGCAUAUGAUAACAUUAACAGUCAUCAUGGGCUCCCCACAAACACGUUUCCACGAUAUUUCAACCUCGCCCAAUCACACACUCGUGCAUUAGAGGGUUCAUUCACUGAGAAGCAAGUCGACAAGAGAGACUUUUGCGGGCGAACUCCAAUCCAUUAUGCCGCAAUGAACGAUACAAACUGCAAGGCUCUAACGAACUACUUCUCAGGAUACCGCAAGGAUGUCGAUAUCAACGUGAAGGAUCACCGCGGAUAUACCCCAUUACACUAUGCGUGUGAACUUGGUAGAAAUGAGAAUGUGCGUGUCUUCUUGGAUUUCCAUGCGAAGCUUGACAAUCAAGGCAGUGAUGGCAUGUAUCCCCUGCAUUUAGCAGCUCGCGAGGGGCAUGUGGAAGCAGUCAAAGCCAUUCUAGGCACAGACGCACACCAGAAAUUGACAGGCACACAACAGAGAUUGGCAGACUACAACGGUUAUUUGCCGGUACAUUGGGCUGUGAUCAAUGGCCACGCGGAGAUCAUACAGCACCUGGAGGCAGACAUUAAUGUGGCCAGUGCACAAAACGAGACCCCGCUUCAUCUAGCCGUGCUGCACAACCAAAAGGACGUUGUCAGGGAGCUUGUCAAGCUUCAAGUGAACAUGAAAAAGACGAACAAUGACGGCGAAACGGCCUUAUCGUUGGCCCGUGACAUGGGCAGAGUGGAAAUUGCUGAGCUGAUCGAGAAAGGCGCGAAUCCCAAACACGUCGGUUGA